This is a messenger RNA of Marmota monax (woodchuck), 3752 nucleotides long. RefSeq names its product nuclear receptor subfamily 4 group A member 2 (gene Nr4a2). Gene Ontology annotation, biological process: central nervous system neuron differentiation; dopaminergic neuron differentiation; cellular response to corticotropin-releasing hormone stimulus. Gene Ontology annotation, cellular component: transcription regulator complex; nucleus. The transcript has 8 exons. Bases 722 to 2443 code for a protein of 573 amino acids. Lineage: Eukaryota; Metazoa; Chordata; Mammalia; Rodentia; Sciuridae. Gene Ontology annotation, molecular function: nuclear glucocorticoid receptor binding; zinc ion binding; RNA polymerase II cis-regulatory region sequence-specific DNA binding. The record is from RefSeq and is a predicted model, not a curated record.
GGAGUGUGGCGGGAGGCUUCGGAGGCGGGCGGGCCGGCCGUUUUAUUGUUUCCUCUCGCCCUCCUCCUCCCGCGCCCGCCCCGGCGUCACUGGAAAGCCGCCCGAACAGCCCGGCGGCGGGCUAUUUAUAGAGCGGGCGGCGCGCGCGUCACGGAGCCCGGCCUGGCUGACGGGGCCGCUGACGCGCUUGGCCGCCGGGCCGAGUCCGCGGGGCUGCUCGCCGGGUGCCGGCGACAAUGGGCUUCUGUGUGUGCAGCUGCCGCCGCCACCAGGGGCCGGGGGAGGGAGGCGGGUGGCCGCUCCCUGACCUCCCUCCCUCCCGGCUACGACCCCCUGAAAGGUAACCGGCCUCUUCCGCCCCCGGCCAGGACCCAGGCCCCGCGGGCUCCCCACCCCCACAUUUCAUCUGUAAGUUCCUUUGCCCCAGCCUCCGCUUCCACUUCCCCUGCUUUCCUAUUUUCUCCCUUCCCCAACUUGAAGAAAGUGGGGGAUCUAUCCCGCCCCGGGCAGCCACUUUGUGCGCCCCGGGGAGCGGGACCCACACCGGGCGCGCCCAGCUGGGGACGCAGUGACGGAGGGGCCGGCAGCGCCGGGCAGGAAGGAGAUCCGACAGACUGGACUCCCCAUUGCUUUUCUAAAUACCUUGGAAACUGUCCUUCAUUGAAUUACGACACUGUCCACCUUUAAUUUCCUCGAAAACACCAGUAACUCGGCUGAAGCCAUGCCUUGUGUUCAGGCGCAGUAUGGGUCCUCGCCUCAAGGAGCCAGCCCUGCUUCUCAGAGCUACAGUUACCACUCUUCGGGAGAAUACAGCUCCGAUUUCUUAACUCCAGAGUUUGUCAAGUUUAGCAUGGACCUCACCAACACUGAAAUCACUGCCACCACUUCUCUCCCCAGCUUCAGUACCUUUAUGGACAACUACAGCACAGGCUACGACGUCAAGCCACCUUGCUUGUACCAAAUGCCCCUGUCCGGACAGCAGUCCUCCAUUAAGGUAGAAGACAUUCAGAUGCACAACUACCAGCAACACAGCCACCUGCCCCCCCAGUCUGAGGAGAUGAUGCCGCACUCCGGGUCGGUUUACUACAAGCCCUCCUCGCCUCCGACACCCACCACCCCGGGCUUCCAGGUGCAACACAGCCCCAUGUGGGACGACCCGGGGUCUCUCCACAACUUCCACCAGAACUACGUAGCCACUACACACAUGAUUGAGCAGAGGAAAACGCCUGUCUCCCGCCUCUCGCUCUUCUCCUUUAAGCAGUCGCCCCCAGGCACUCCGGUGUCUAGCUGCCAGAUGCGCUUCGACGGGCCCCUGCACGUCCCCAUGAACCCGGAGCCCGCGGGCAGCCACCACGUGGUGGACGGGCAGACCUUCGCUGUGCCCAACCCCAUUCGCAAGCCUGCGUCUAUGGGCUUCCCCGGCCUGCAGAUCGGCCACGCGUCUCAGCUGCUUGACACACAGGUGCCCUCGCCACCGUCGCGGGGCUCCCCCUCCAACGAGGGGCUGUGUGCGGUGUGUGGCGACAAUGCGGCUUGCCAGCACUACGGCGUGCGCACUUGUGAGGGCUGCAAAGGCUUCUUUAAGCGCACAGUGCAAAAAAACGCGAAAUAUGUGUGUUUAGCAAAUAAAAACUGCCCAGUGGACAAGCGGCGCCGGAAUCGUUGUCAAUAUUGCCGAUUUCAAAAGUGCCUGGCUGUUGGGAUGGUCAAAGAAGUGGUUCGCACGGACAGUUUAAAAGGCCGGAGAGGUCGUUUACCCUCGAAACCGAAGAGCCCACAGGAGCCCUCUCCCCCCUCGCCCCCGUUCCAGGCGAACCCUGACUAUCAGAUGAGUGGAGAUGACACCCAGCAUAUACAGCAGUUCUAUGAUCUCCUGACUGGCUCCAUGGAGAUCAUCAGGGGCUGGGCGGAGAAGAUCCCUGGCUUUGCUGACCUGCCCAAAGCUGACCAGGACCUGCUUUUUGAAUCAGCUUUCUUAGAACUGUUUGUCCUUCGAUUAGCAUACAGGUCCAACCCAGUGGAGGGUAAACUCAUCUUUUGCAAUGGGGUGGUCUUGCACAGGUUGCAAUGCGUGCGUGGCUUUGGGGAAUGGAUUGAUUCCAUUGUUGAAUUCUCCUCCAACUUGCAGAAUAUGAACAUCGACAUUUCUGCCUUCUCCUGCAUUGCUGCCCUGGCUAUGGUUACAGAGAGACAUGGGCUCAAAGAACCCAAGAGAGUGGAAGAACUGCAAAACAAAAUUGUAAAUUGUCUCAAAGACCACGUGACUUUCAAUAAUGGGGGGUUGAACCGCCCCAACUAUCUGUCCAAACUGUUGGGGAAGCUCCCAGAACUCCGUACCCUUUGUACACAGGGUCUACAACGCAUUUUCUACCUGAAAUUGGAAGACUUGGUACCACCACCAGCAAUAAUUGACAAACUUUUCCUGGACACUUUACCUUUCUAAGAUCUUCUCCCAUGCACUUAUAAGGAACUGGAAAGAAAACUGAAACUGUCCAGAGGGGGCUAGUCACAUGGGCAGAGAUAGCCCUCUGAGCUGUCUCAGCUCAAGCUGUUCCCUCUUCUGUAAAACCCCCAGCCCCUCCAUUCCUAAAGAAAACAAACAAACAAAAACUGUUGCUAUUUCCUAACCUGCAGGCAGAACCUGAAAGGGCAUUUUGGCUCCGGGGCAUCCUGGAUUUAGAACACGGACUACACACAAUAAAGUGGUAUAAACUUUUUAUUAUCAGUUAAAGAUCAAUUUAAUGUUCAGAAGAAAGAUUGCUCAUGUAUGAUGGGAGAUGUUUGGCCAUGGUUGGUUGUUGCAGUUAAGACAGAUGUAAUACACACACACACACACACACACACACACACACACACACCUAUCGUAUGGGGACCCACAAGUAUUGCCCUUUAACAAGACUUCAAAGUUUUCUGCUGUAAAGAAAGCUGUAAUAUAUAGUAAAACUAAAUGUUGCGUGGGUGGCAUGAGUUGAAGAAGGCAAAGGCUUGUAAAUUUACCCAAUGCAGUUUGGCUUUUUAAAUUAUUUUGUGCCUAUUUAUGAAUAAAUAUUACAAAUUCUAAAAAAUAAGUGUGUUUGCAAAAAAGAAAAUAAAUAAUUACAUAAAAAGGGACAAGCAUGUUGAUUCUAGGUUGAAAUGUUAUAGGCACUUGCUACUUCAGUAAUGUCUAUAUUAUAUAAAUAGUAUUUCAGACACUAUGUAGUCUGUUAGAUUUUAUAAAGAUUGGUAGUUAUCUGAGCUUAAACAUUUUCUCAAUUGUAAAAUAGGUGGGCACAAGUAUUAACACAUCGGAAAAUCCUGGCAAAAGGGACACAUAGUGUUUGUAACACCGUCCAACAUUCCUUGUUUGUAAGUGUUGUAUGUACUGUUGAUGUUGAUAAAAGAAAGUUUAUAUCUUGAUUAUUUUGUUGUCUAAAGCUAAACAAAUCUUGCAUGCAGCAGCUUUUGACUGUUUCCAGAGUGCUUAUAAUAUACAUAACUCCCUGGAAAUUACUGAGCACUUUGAAUUUUUUUUUGUUUUUUUAAAAUGUCUAAAAUUGUCAGUUAAUAUAUUAUUUUAUGUUUGAGUAAGAAUUUUAAUAUUGCCAUAUUCUGUAGUAUUUUUCUUUGUAUAUUUCUAGUAUGGCACAUGAAAUGAGUCACUGCCUUUUUUUCUAUGGUGUAUGACAGUUAGAGACUGAUUUUUUUUCUGAUAAAUUCUUUCUUUGAGAAAGACAAUUUUAAUGUUUACAACAAUAAACCAUGUAAAUGAA